Molecule: messenger RNA, 3646 nt
Organism: Antechinus flavipes (yellow-footed antechinus)
Lineage: Eukaryota; Metazoa; Chordata; Mammalia; Dasyuromorphia; Dasyuridae
Gene: EXD1
Product: exonuclease 3'-5' domain containing 1
Exons: 11
Coding region: 126-1745 (539 amino acids)
Biological process (GO): nucleobase-containing compound metabolic process
Molecular function (GO): 3'-5' exonuclease activity; nucleic acid binding
Source: RefSeq, a predicted model, not a curated record
UUUGUUUCUUUCAGGUAAAAGAAAAGGAAAAACCAAUAGCAAAAACCUUUUAUCUCAUUUUCUUUUCGAUUUUCAACUGCUUAGGAAGCUGCAAGCUUGAAGAAUUAUUUUUAGUGUCAAACAAGAUGGAUCCCAGUAGUGAUUACCAUUUCUUAAAUCAGAUUUUGGGUAGAAGGGUGAAAAUUACUUUAGUCUGUGGCAUCUUCCAGGGUGUGCUUCAACAUGUGGACCCUAGCAAGAUAAUUGUUCUAAAAAAAGUCAAGAAUUUGGAGACUGGCAGAAGUGUCCCAGGAGUGAAAAUGUUUUUUGGCCAUGAAAUUGUGAAUGUGGAACUGCUGGAUGAUAUGGAACAAGGAGUAGGAGAAAAGACAGCUUCUGUCAGGGAUAGCCUAAAAACAGAAGGAACAAGGAUGGACAAAGUGAAAGAAGCAGACCAGAGUCAGAAUGAUUCAGCUUCUCCUUCCUUUGAGUCACAUACUAUCACCUUGCUGAAUGACUUAAAAUACAGUCCAUCAGAGGAAGAAGAUGUGACGUACACAGUAGUUAAUCAGUUCCAACAAAAGUUUGGUUCUGCUAUGCUGCACAUCAAGAAACAGAGUGUCCUGAGUGUGGCAGCUGAAGGAGUUAAUUUAUGUCGUCAUGGGAAACUCUGUUGGCUUCAGGUGGCAACAAGUAGUCGGGUUUACUUAUUUGACAUUUUCCUUCUGGGAAGUCGAGCUUUCAAUAAUGGACUUCAGAUGGUAUUAGAAGAUAGAAAGAUUUUGAAGGUUAUUCAUGAUUGUCGUUGGCUUUCUGACUGUCUUUCUCAUCAGUAUGGAAUUGUUCUUUCCAAUGUAUUUGACACACAGGUAGCUGAUGUCCUUCAGUUUUCCAUGGAAACAGGUGGUUUUCUUCCACACUGCAUCAGUACCUUGCAGGAGAGCUUAAUUCGACAUCUUAAAAUGUCCCCCAAAUGUGUCUCCUUCCUGGAUGACAAGCAAAAGAUGGUUCAGGAGAAUCCUGAAAUAUGGUUUAUGCGACCCCUGCCACCUUCCUUGCUGAAAGUUCUAGCACUGGAGACUAUGUAUUUGCUGCCCCUUCGCUUGUUGCUUCUGGAUGAGAUGAUGUCUGACCUGACUACACUGGUGGAUGCAUACUUGAAUACCUAUCGGGAAGGAUCUGGAGAUUUGUUAGGAGGCACUGAGCCAUCAUGUAUGGAACUACCAGAGGAAUUGCGUCAGUUGAUGGAUUUCCAGAGACUUCGAAGAGAACGAGCCAUGAAAGAUUAUGAGACAAAUGCAGAGGGGCUUCUUGUCAGACCACAACUAACAUAUCCCAAAGAAAAGGCAGUGGAAGAAGAAGGGAAACAGAAAAGCACUAGAGGUUCUUUGUCUUUUGAAGGAGCCAGGCUUCCUAAAACUUUGGAUUUAGGAUAUCUCAAACCUCAGCAGGCUCAGGAAGAUACAUGUUUGCCGAAACAAGAAACAAAAUAUGACAGUAAACAAGUGAGAACAAAACAUCAACAUGCAUCUUCCACAGGGAAGGCCACAGAAACAGGUGACUCUACCACAAAGACAUCUAAUUGCUUUGGCUUACAGGGUUCAAAGGAUGUCAGAGUAACUCAGAAGGAACAAACUGAUAUGCCAAACAAGACUCAAUCCAGCAUGUCCUUACAAGAGAAAAUAGAGCUGCUGUUGAUGGGGGGAAAGGAAGAUGAGAAUGUAGAAAAUAAAGUGUCUGUCUCUUUCUCUUCUGCAGGAAACUAAUGUUUUCUAGGAGAUUACUUUAAAGAGAACUAUAGUUCCCUAAUCUUACUCUUAUCCAAAAUAACAUUGGAUAAGCCUUGAAGAAGCCUGGCUCUUAGCUAAAUUCAUAUAUAACUGCUCUGCAAACCUGGAAGCAGGCUUUCAGUCUCUGUAAUGGAACAUGUGUGUAGUCAUCUUCCUAGCUUUGUAAGUAUAGGAAGACUUAGUUUUUUCCCUAGUGUGUAUAAUUUCUGGUUCUUUUCUGUCUUCACUUCCUCACUUCAUUAGUUUUUUAUUUGUUUUUGUUAUGGUGAGGGUGAGAAAAAAGACAUGUUAAAUAAUGGAGAAAGUCAGAUUCAAAAUUAUAUAUACCAUUGUAUGGCAAGGUUACCAGUGGGAAUAGUUAUUUCUAUUGUAUACAAAAGUUUGAAGUAGAAGAAAAUCUUAUUUGAUUAUCAAAAAGUCAUUUCUCUACCUGGGGGAAGUUUGAUUUAGUUUUGAGAGAGGUGGUGAAUUUUAGUUUCAGUCAUAUUUAUUUACCUGUAGAGCACUUUACUGUUAGUACAUUGUAACCUUUACUGUUUUUACUACUGUUUUUCUCCUUUGUUUUUAAUCACUUUGUGCCAUAGCACAUCAGUGAAUUAUAUUUCAAAUUUCUUUCUGCCAAGGAAAUUUUUAUUAUUUACCCCUGUUCUUGAAGCAAUACAUUGUCAACUGCUUAGCACAUGGAUUUGAUUUACUGUUUUCAUAAAUUGUAUCUAAUGGGUGUGUUUUUCUUUAAAUCCUUAGGCAAGGUCCUCAGGUAUGUCUUUAGAUGCUGAGUGUUUGCUUAUUGAGCCUAUCUAUGUAGUUUGAGAUUUCAAAUUUUUGUUUUAUUAAAGAUAAAGAAGUUUGUAUUGAUACUUGAUGUUCUCAAAAAAUUUGCUCAGAGGAUCAGGGUUUGAUUUUUAUGAAAUAAUCCAGAGGAAACCUAGUUAUCUUUAAAACAUGGUAUUUUGAAAGGUUAUUUGUGUAUCUCAUAUCCUAAUUUUAGUGAUUAGAAUGGAAACUCAUAACAAGGUGUUUGAUAACUGCUUUAGAUGAAGCCUGGAAAGACGUAAGGACGAUUUAGUCAGUUUAUUUAAUAAUUUAAAAUUGCUUUCCAAAAUGAUUGGGCCAACUUAUACUCCAUAUAUGGAACAUUCUUGUACCUUCUUUUCAUAACCCAUAACAAUAGUGAUUAUUCUCAUCUUUUGCUCUUUACCUUUGAGGCAAAACCUCACAUUUGUUUUGAUUAACAUUUCUGUUAGUGAUUUGGAGCAUUUCAUAUGAUUAUUUGUAACUUUACAAUUCUUUUUCUGAUGAGACUUUAUAUCUUUUGAUUAAUUUUUGAAGAAUAGUUUUUUAUCUUUUAUUUGUUAUCCAUGCAUCUUGAAUAUCAGAGUUUGAUCAGAAAUAUUUUAUGUAGACAUCUCCUUCCAAUGAUAAGAUUCUUUUCUUAGGGGCUUUAUUUAAUUAAAGCCUUAGAGUUUUACAUAAUAUUUUUAUAAUUCUUUGUGAUGACUUUCAAGAAGAAGAAUGUCGAAGAAAAAAAGUAGAUGAUGUAAAGGAAAAAAUAUCUAAAAGCAUUUUAAAAUAAGAAAAUGUAUAGGAGAUUUGCAAAGAGAUUUAGUUUAGGUCAGUAAGUAGUGAUGGGAAUCUGAACUGAGUCAUAUUAGUGGGAAUGUAGAAAGGGACACAUGGAUGAUAUCACUGCAGCAUUGAUAAGACUGCAAAUGAAUGGAUGUGUAGAAUGUUUGUAACAAAAAUAAAAGAGCUACUCUUUACUCAAUUCAAUAAGUUUAUUAAAUACCUACUAUGUUCUAGACCAAAUGUAACUGAAUGUGAGAUUGUGAAAUAUUUGGCACAAUAAAAAAAGCUUUCUGAAUGUAACAACCAAAAAA